ACCCUUGUGCUUGUGGACGAUGCUGUGCAGUGACGGACAUAGUGUAGGCCUACUGUUCAUUGCGCUGUCCAAUCGCUAAUACACAGUGUUAUCUUUAGACUUUAUUGUGUAUGGCCAACGGGGUUGUUUCGGCCACAAUGGAAAGUACAGUACAAUAUAUUUUAGAUCUUAAGCCAAAUUGGACGAGGGUUGUGAUUUCAACUCUUUGCGGAACUUGUUUGAUAGGCUUACUCGUAAAAUGGAUACAUCGUGUGCGGGCGGACAGCUUGAUUCUGAAGGCAAGAAACCGUCGAGAAACCAAUCUUCUGCAGGCGGAAGAAGUUGUGCGCGAUUACAAUGAUUCGCAUCCCGGUGCGUACGGCUGCCUCAUUCACUCACUUUCUGCACGUCAGCUGACGCUGAGUCUAAAGGAGGGAUCCUUGGUCCCUGAAGACGUGUUAUUCUCAUAUAUGACAAAGGCACUAGAAGCCAAUAAAAGACUUAACUGCUGUACAGAGAUUAUGAUGGAGAGUUUGAACCACUCGAAAUCUAUGGACUCUUAUAAAGACGGACUGCUGUACGGUGUUCCUGUAAGCAUCAAGGACAACGUAGGAUGCAAGGGCUAUGACUCCACCUGUGGGCUGCUCUGCAGACUGAACCAGCCGGCUCUGGAGGACAGCGUCAUUGUUGAGGUGUUGAGAAGACAAGGAGCCAUCCCUUUCGUGAAGACUAACGUGCCUCAAAGCCUCAUGAGUUAUGAGUGCAGCAACCCCAUCUAUGGGACGUGUGUAAACCCCCACAACCCUAAGAAGACCCCGGGGGGCUCAUCUGGGGGGGAGGGGGCCCUCAUCAAGGGAGGUGGAUCGUUGCUGGGCAUAGGCACUGAUAUCGGGGGCAGUAUACGAAUACCCUGCUCCUUCUCAGGGAUCUGUGGGCUCAAGCCCACCUGCAAUAGACUGAGUACAAAGGGGAUCUCCAGCAGUGUCAAAGGACAAACUUCAGUGAAAACCAGUGUGGGACCCAUGGCCAGAGAUGUUGACAGCCUGGCACUUUGCAUGCAGGCCCUGCUGUCUGAUCACAUGUUUACGCUGGACCCUACUGUUCCACCCAUCCCAUUUAACACAGAGGUGUACCAGAGCUCCAAGCCACUGAGAAUAGGCUAUUACGAAAACGACGGCUACCAGCAUCCAUCUCCCAGCAUGCUGCGGGGGGUCAGAGAGGUCAAGGCUCUGCUGGAGCGUGCUGGCCACACUUUCGUGGCCUUCAAGCCGUUGAAGAUGGAAUACGCCAUGAAUGACCUCAUCAUUAAAGCCUUUUUUUCAGAUGGAUCUUCCACUUUGCUAAAAGCCUUUGAGCGGAGCCCAUUGGACCCUACGAUUUCCUUCCCGAUCAAAGUGUGCAGAUUGCCUUACGUACUAAAGAAAAUCCUCUCAGUUCUUCUGAAACCUCUGUUUCCCCGCGUUGCGAAGAACCUCGGCCUUCUCGGUGGACUCGGGUCGGUCCAACAGCAGUGGGAACUGGAUGUUGCAAUUCAGGAAUACAUUCGGGAGACCAUUGACGAGUGGAAGAGGUGUGACCUUGACGUGCUGUUGUGCCCUGUGAUUGGUCCAGCCUUCAACCACAACUACAGUGCCAAGCUCGUCUGCGCCCUCAGCAGCACCCUCCUCUUCAACCUGCUGAGCUUCCCCGCGGGCGUGGUCCCGGUCAGCAGCGUUACCCCGGCGGACGAGAUCCUGCUGAAACAAUUCAAGGGGAAUUUCCAGGACCUUUGGGACAGGGAGUUUGUGCAGGCAGUGAAGGGGGGUGAGGGCCUGCCUGUAGCGGUGCAGUGUGUGGCCUUACCCUGGCAGGAGGAGCUGUGUCUGCGCUUCAUGAAGGAGGUGGAGACCCUGGUCGGAGAGAGCAGGCCGUGAGGAGGGAGAGGGAGUGGAAGAAUGAGGGAGGAUGCAAAUGAUCCACCAGUGGACCUUUGGGAGCCUUGAAGACACAUAGGAUUUGUGUUGAAUUUUGCUUUUAGACUGACUGCUGCUUUGCACUGUACUGUAGAUUAAUCAUUUGAUGACUCAUUUGAUGUAGGAUCUAUUCGAUAGAUGCUUCGAUGUUAUGUCAUGUUCUUUUUGCGCCUUAUGAUUAUUAGGUCCGUUUGUAAGGGUUUUGAGCUCUGUACUUUUAACUUUUUUGGGGGGUUUCGUUUAAAGUGUGGUCUGAAAUCAAUUUCACAAGUUAACUUGUCAUUAGAAGUACUACUAAUCUGCUGUGGUUGGCUCAGCUUUAGUCAUGUCUCCAAUUCUGGACUUAAAAGAUGUUCAAACCCAAGUAAUAAUGUCAAUUCUUGAAGAUUGUGUUUGGAAAGCUUGAGAUUUUUCAAUCAUCUGAUUUGAUAAUGAUAAACGUAAUGCACAUUAAGUUUGAAUCAAGUGAAGGUAAAUGGCUUGUUUGUUCUGUGGUUUCUAAAUAUUUUUUAACAGAUAAAUAAUGCAAUAAAAAAAUAAGCAAUAAUACAAA
Molecule: messenger RNA, 2484 nt
Organism: Gadus morhua (Atlantic cod)
Lineage: Eukaryota; Metazoa; Chordata; Actinopteri; Gadiformes; Gadidae
Gene: faah
Product: fatty acid amide hydrolase
Exons: 15
Coding region: 111-1892 (593 amino acids)
Biological process (GO): fatty acid catabolic process
Molecular function (GO): amidase activity; fatty acid amide hydrolase activity
Source: RefSeq, a predicted model, not a curated record